Molecule: messenger RNA, 615 nt
Organism: Peromyscus eremicus (cactus mouse)
Lineage: Eukaryota; Metazoa; Chordata; Mammalia; Rodentia; Cricetidae
Product: cytochrome c, somatic-like
Exons: 4
Coding region: 1-615 (204 amino acids)
Biological process (GO): mitochondrial electron transport, cytochrome c to oxygen; mitochondrial electron transport, ubiquinol to cytochrome c
Cellular component (GO): mitochondrial intermembrane space
Molecular function (GO): heme binding; electron transfer activity
Source: RefSeq, a predicted model, not a curated record
AUGGGUGAAGAGGCUGCAGCUCACCGGCAGUUGAAGGCCUGGAGUAAAGGGACCAUGAAGACAGGGGAGGCUGCCAGUGAGAGCACAGCCCAGUGCGGCAGAGGACCCCAGCAUUUUGGAGGAAACCUCAUUAAAUUCCGAGCCAAAAGUGAAGUUGGUGAAAUUUUGCCACAGGCCUGCAGCAUUAACUCCUGCCUGAGUUUCCAGCCUUCUUGCCCAACUUCAGACUUGCCAGCCCCCACACUGUGUGAUGUUGAGAAAGGCAAGAAGGUUUUUGUUCAGAAAUGUGCCCAGUGCCACACUGUGGAACAGGAAGGCAAGCAUAAGACUGGACCAAAUCUCCAUGGUCUGUUUGGGAGGAAGACAGGUCAGGCCACUAGAUUCUCUUACCCAGACACCAACAAGAGCAAAGGCAUCGUCUGGGGAGAGGGGAGAGGAUGCCUGCUAUGCCUGGUGGCAUAUUCAGAGAGUCCUAGGAAAUACAUCCCUGGAACAAAAACAAUCUUCACUGGAAUUCAGAAGAGGGGAGAAAGGACAGACCUAAUAGCUGAUCUUAAAAAGACUACUAAUGAGUGUUGGACCCCAAAGUUUAGGGUCUCAAGUGGGAGCCCCUAG